Neurospora crassa OR74A is the source of this 399-nucleotide messenger RNA. RefSeq lists its product as hypothetical. The transcript is spliced from 4 exons. NCBI's taxonomy places the organism in Eukaryota, Fungi, Ascomycota, Sordariomycetes, Sordariales, Sordariaceae. The coding region runs from base 1 to 399 and encodes 132 amino acids. The record is from RefSeq and is a predicted model, not a curated record.
AUGGACGUGGUGUUGUUGCGAAGGGGCAUCGCGUGGCAUGGUGGUGGAGUGAGGAAGCAUCGCCGUCCGAAUGAGCCCCUGGACGCUCCAGGAUCAACUAUGUCAGACAUGACAUGGCUGGGCGCAGUGAGGUCCAAUGAGGUGGGAAUAUCCCAAACUCUCUCGGUUGACUUUGACCAGGGGCAGGGCAGCGCUGCUGAUAGCCAUGAUCACAUGGAGUCCCAGGAGGGAAAGAAAACAGAGAGACAAAAGGCAAAGACAAUGUUACAGCAAAAGACCCAAACGUCCAAGACUUUGGGGGGGCGGGCCGGUGUCGUGAGAGGGACAUCAUCUGAGUCGGGAGGUGAGGUCAAAAAACGGUCCGAGCGCUUACGGCGGAACAACGUGAAGCCACCAUAA